CUUGCCGCCCUCCGUUCCGAUGGCGACUCGCCUCUCGUUGUUCUCGAGACUUCCGUUGAAGAAGUUGCCUUGGUCCGUCCAUGCUGCGAGCGCUCCUUCUUGCCUUCUCUCCAUCAACUUCUCACUCGCUGAAGCUUUUCACCCCUACCAAGCAUCGCGAUCAUGGCAGACAAUCAGGAGACAUUCGGCUUUAAUGCUGAUAUCAGCCAGCUGCUUGACCUCAUCGUCAACACCUUCUACUCGAACAAGGAAGUCUUCCUGCGUGAGCUCGUCUCCAACGCAUCAGACGCCCUUGACAAGAUCCGCUAUGCCGCCCUCACCGACCCCUCGAUGCUCGAGACCGGCAAGGACCUCUACAUCCGCCUCACCCCGGACAAGGAGAAUGGUAUUCUCUCGAUCCGCGACACUGGUAUCGGCAUGACGAAGGCUGACCUCGUCAACAACCUCGGUACCAUUGCCAAGUCCGGAACCAAGGGCUUCAUGGAGGCCCUCUCAUCCGGCGCCGACAUCUCGAUGAUCGGACAGUUCGGUGUCGGUUUCUACUCGGCUUACCUCGUCGCUGACAAGGUCGAGGUCAUCACCAAGCACAACGACGACGAGCAGUACAUCUGGGAGUCAGCUGCCGGUGGCACCUUUACCAUCACCCAGGACACGACCAACCCUUCCCUCGGCCGCGGUACUGAGCUCCGCCUCCACCUCAAGGAGGACCAGCUCGAGUACCUCGAGGAGAAGCGCAUCAAGGACAUUGUCAAGAAGCACAGCGAGUUCAUCUCAUACCCCAUCCAGCUCGCUGUCACCAAGGAGGUAGAGAAGGAAGUCGAGGAGGAGGAAGAGGAGAAGAAGGACGACAAGAUCGAGGAGGUCGAGGACGAGGACGCCUCCAAGAAGAAGGAGAAGAAGAAGGUCAAGGAGAUGCAGACGACCAACGAGGAGCUCAACAAGACGAAACCCAUCUGGACUCGCAACCCGCAGGAGAUUACCAACGACGAGUACGGAACCUUCUACAAGUCACUCACCAACGACUGGGAGGACCACCUCGCCGUCAAGCACUUCUCCGUCGAGGGCCAGCUCGAGUUCAAGGCUCUCCUCUUUGUGCCCAAGCGCGCUCCCUUUGACCUCUUCGAGACCAAGAAGAAGCGUAACAACAUCAAGCUCUACGUCCGCCGCGUCUUCAUCAUGGACGACUGCGAGGACCUCAUCCCCGAGUACCUCAACUUCGUCAAGGGUAUCGUCGACUCCGAGGACCUGCCCCUCAACAUCUCGCGUGAGACGCUCCAGCAGAACAAGAUUCUCAAGGUCAUCCGCAAGAACGUCGUCAAGCGUACGCUCGAGAUGAUCAGCGAGGUCGCCGAGGACAAGGACCAGUACGCCAAGUUCUGGGAGGCAUUCGGCAAGAACAUCAAGCUGGGCAUCCACGAGGACUCGACGAACCGCAACAAGCUCGCCGAGUUCCUUCGUUACCCCUCGACCAAGUCUGGCGACGAGAUGACCUCGCUCAAGGACUACAUCACCCGCAUGCCCGAGGUCCAGAAGAACAUCUACUACCUCACCGCCGAGUCCCUCACCGCAGCCAAGACGUCGCCCUUCAUCGAGCGUCUCAAGGCCAAGGGCUUCGAGGUUCUCCUCAUGGUCGACCCCAUCGACGAGUACUGCGUCACCAACCUCAAGGAGUUCGAGGGCAAGAAGCUCGUCUCCGUCAGCAAGGACGGCCUCGAGCUCGAGGAGACCGAGGAGGAGAAGAAGGCCUCCGAGGAGCAGGCAAAGUCCCUCGAGGGCCUGUGCUCCAACAUCAAGGAGAUCCUCGGCGACAAGGUCGAGAAGGUCGUCGUCUCGAAGCGUAUCGUCGGCUCGCCUUGCGUCCUCGUCACCGGCCAAUUCGGCUGGUCUGCUCGCAUGGAAAGCAUCAUGAAGGCGCAAGCUCUUCGAGAUUCGUCCAUGUCUCAGUACAUGGCGAGCAAGAAGACCCUAGAGAUCAACGGGUCGAACUCUAUCAUCAAAGAGUUGAGCUCUAAGGUCGCUAGCGACGCUUCGGACCCGACAAUUGCUGACUUGGUCAAGCUUCUCUAUGACACGGCGCUGCUUACCAGCGGCUUCUCGCUGGAGGACCCCAGCACCUUUGCCAACCGUCUUCACAAGCUCAUCUCCCUCGGUCUGUCAAUCGAUGACGCCGGAGACCUCGACGCUGCUGAGGACUCGUCGAAGGGAGCUGCCGAGGAGGUCACGGGCGAGAGCGCCAUGGAGAGCAUUGACUAGACGUGCGUCGCAUCGGAGGGAGGUCGAGAGCCCAUGCAGCACCGUAGCAAG
Jaminaea rosea is the source of this 2304-nucleotide messenger RNA. RefSeq names its product heat-shock protein 90. Gene Ontology annotation, cellular component: plasma membrane; perinuclear region of cytoplasm; protein-containing complex. Gene Ontology annotation, molecular function: ATP binding; ATP hydrolysis activity; ATP-dependent protein folding chaperone. The record is from RefSeq and is a predicted model, not a curated record. The transcript has 3 exons. Gene Ontology annotation, biological process: cellular response to heat; protein stabilization; protein folding. NCBI's taxonomy places the organism in Eukaryota, Fungi, Basidiomycota, Exobasidiomycetes, Microstromatales. Bases 163 to 2253 code for a protein of 696 amino acids.